AUGUUAGCACCAUCCACAUCAUCUACCCCAUUUGCACCUGAGGCUUCCACACUUUCCCCUUCACCCCUACCAUCACCUUCACCUAGACCUUCUCUCUUAGGGAAUGUCGUAUCAGAUACCACUCUACCAUCACCUAUAUUUCCUACCACAGAGGCCACUAUACCUGAUGUCACUAUACCAGAGACUACCCCACUAUCUACUAGUCUACCAUCACCUCUACCUUCUCUCGAGGAGACCACUACACCACAUGUCACCUCACCAUCAUCACUUAUAUCUUCUCUACUCGAGUCCACUAUACCAGAUGUUAUUGCACCAGCUACCAUUACAGCAGAUGUCAUUCUUCCAUCUCCUAUAUCAUCUCUUCUAGAUGCUACCAUAUCAGAUAUCAUUGUACCUGAGAUCACCCCACCAUCUACCACUUUACCAUCACCUACACGUCUUCCCAUAGAGACCACCAUGCAUUAUACCCUUACACAUGUUACACAGCUAGAUGUAUGUCCACCUAGGAGACGUCGUGGUCCACGUAGACGUCAAGUCUUGCCUCCAUCAACUCCAUCUCAACCUAUACAUACUGAGACAUGGCAGAUUGCACAGAUAGAUUCCACAGAGAUGUCUCUUUAUCAUAGGCGUCCGCAGAAAAAGAGGAAGACCCCAUCAUGUGGCACUCAUUGA
Molecule: messenger RNA, 672 nt
Organism: Vitis vinifera (wine grape)
Lineage: Eukaryota; Viridiplantae; Streptophyta; Magnoliopsida; Vitales; Vitaceae
Exons: 1
Coding region: 1-672 (223 amino acids)
Source: RefSeq, a predicted model, not a curated record